GGAUCCCUGCCAGCCAGGCACACAGUCUUGCGGAGUCUCCCCACCCUGGCUGCAUUGCUGUGCUUUCUCUAGGGAAUGGGACACUGUGCACUCAUCUAGGAGGUCUCUGUACACCGACAAAUAAAACUAUUAUACAUUUAAGAAGACAAAGCCUAAACCACAAGGAGACCUAAUGGCUGCUUUUAUAACCGAAAACUUUAAAUUUUUAGCUCUGUUCUUCAAGAGCAAAGAUGUGAUGAUAUUCAAUGGGCUGAUUGCCCUUGGGACUGUGGGAAGCCAAGAAUUAUUUUCUGUGGUGGCAUUUCACUGCCCCUGUGCUCCAGAGAGGAAUUAUAUGUAUGGACUGGCUGCCAUUGGAGUACCUGCUCUGGUUUUGUUCCUCAUUGGGAUAAUGUUGAAUGGCCACACAUGGAAUAUGGUGGCAGAAUGUAGAAAAAGAGCCGUGAAGAACUGUUCUACCGCAGCCACUUUCCUUUUAUUUGGAUCCAUCGCAGGGAGGGCUGCUGUGGCGCCAGUGACAUGGUCUGUGAUUUCAUUACUGCGUGGAGAGGCCUAUGUAUGUGCCCGUAGUGAAUUUUUAAACCCGAACACAUUGAUGGGAUUGGUCACUGACAUUGGACCAGAAACCAUGGCCAGAAUCCCUUGUAAAGACACACCAAGCAGUAUUUUGGCGUAUAAAGACGAAGUGAUCAGAAGGCUACAAUACGAAUCUCAGUUUAUCGGUUGGAUUCUAAUUGCGGUAGUUGCCUCAGCCAUAUUUUUACUUAAGUGCCUGCACCACUGCUGCUCUCCAUUGAGCUACCUCCAAGAACAGUACUGGGGUCAGUAUCGCUCCAGCGAGAAGGAACUCUUCAACCGUACCGCUGAAGUCCAUGCAAAAGUCCUUGCUGCCAGUAAUGUCAAGCAGUUCUUUGGUUUUGUGGCUUUAAAUAAAGAAGAGCAGGAAAUGGUAACUGAUUACCCAGUGGAAGAGGUACAGCCAAGUCCUCAAUGGAAUGAAAUAACUGGACUAUAUCUUUAUAGGGAAAACAAGGGUUUCCCCUUAUACAGUCGUCUUCAUAAAUGGGCCAAAAAGGUCAUUGGGAAUGGUACAGAUGCAGACACCAAAGAGAUGGCAUUACUUGCAGUUUGAGACUAUGGACAUCUGACUGACAGCAGGAGAACACUCAGCCAUGCAAGUAUUUUCAGGGAAUUAUGAACUGUCCACUAUAUUCACAUUGCCCAGGACAUAAUACAACCUAUGCUAUGUGUGUGUAUAUUUUUUAUAUAUAUAACAUUUUAGAAUGAUUUGACUGAUCUCAAUAUUUUGGACAAAGAAUCACUAAUCCUAGUAUGGAGACAGCAAUGAGCACCACCCGUCUUCCUUUUUUUUUUUUUUUUUUUAGACAGGGCAAAGACUUUUUAUUCAGUACGACAAAAGACAACACUGAAGCCCUCUCUCUAUUUGUGAAAGGGAAAUAAAAGCAUCUUCAGCUCACUACUUGGCAAAUGCAGCACUUGCCCUUCAGAUAUAGCAAAACAGUAUCUUCCUAGACCCAAACUUAGUCGGGGGGGGAGCUUUGAAUCAAACCAUCUUGGUAUUGCAUGUAGUCUUCUAGGCCAGGUAUUUACCAAUCACUGGAGAGUGUAUUCUCCAAUGAAUACCUGGCCAAACAGAUUAUGCUCAAAUCUAGUGAUGGCUUCUCUCUAACACACGAAGAUCACAUGACAAAGGAGGCUGCAAAAGAAGAGCGGGAGUUUGCACAAAGCAUCUAAGCAAGGAGGCGCUAGGGUUGGGGAGCAUUAUGUAGAAGUAUAUCAUUCUGAAACCUCCCCCAAGGUACUUUACAGCCAUGAAUAGCAAAAGAAACCAUGUGUAGAAAUGUCAAAAUUUGUACAAAAUGUUUACAUUCAAACAAUAAAAAAAAUUUUGUUGGUUAAAAUUAAUCAUGGGUGUAAAUGGGUAUUUCAUAGCCUAAUGGCAAAGAGAAAUAGUGAAAUGGUACUCGGCAAGAUGUUUAUUGUUUAAAAGUGAAGUUUUGUACAAAUUUUUACGUUCAACCUUUUCUACACUUUUUUUUUUUUUUUUUU
Messenger RNA from Rana temporaria (common frog), 2070 nucleotides. It is a transcript of the gene CALHM2, whose product is annotated as calcium homeostasis modulator family member 2. NCBI's taxonomy places the organism in Eukaryota, Metazoa, Chordata, Amphibia, Anura, Ranidae. Gene Ontology annotation, molecular function: monoatomic cation channel activity. The record is from RefSeq and is a predicted model, not a curated record. The coding region runs from base 173 to 1132 and encodes 319 amino acids. The transcript has 3 exons.